CUCUGAAAGUGGGCCUAUCCUCGCUGGUCACGUCUCCUCUCCGCGCACGAAAACCCUAGCACGCAGGCGCAGCCAGCCCUGCUCCAAUUCCCAAAGCUUCUGGAAAACACCUACUCGUCUCUCAUCCCUUCCCCGCCGUCGCGUCCUCUUCGAACUGAAUCGCGCCGCGAUCACCCACCUUAUGGCGGACAAGGAGCCUGUCGUGGAGCGAUCCGAGGCGUCUGAGGAGGAGGACGCCUCCGCCGCGGCCGCCGCGGGGGAGGAAGAGGACACGGGUGCCCAGGUGGCCCCCAUCGUGCGGCUUGAGGAGGUACUCGUCACCACCGGUGAGGAGGACGAGGACGUCCUGCUCGACAUGAAGGCGAAGCUGUACCGGUUUGAUAAAGACGGGAACCAAUGGAAGGAACGGGGCACGGGCACCGUCAAGCUUCUCAAGAACAAGGAGACCGGCAAGGUCCGACUGGUCAUGCGCCAGGCCAAGACGCUUAAGAUAUGCGCGAACCACCUCGUGGCCCCCACCACGAGAAUGCAGGAACAUGCCGGCAGCGACAAAUCGUGCGUCUGGCACGCUUCUGACUUUGCGGAUGGCGAACUCAAGGAGGAGAUGUUUGCCAUCAGGUUUGGUUCGGUAGAAAACUGCAAGAAGUUCAAGGAGUUGGUUGAGGAGAUUGCUGAGUCACUUACAGAGAACGAGGACAAGGAAGGUCAAGAUGGCUCAUCCACGGCCGGAUUGCUGGAGAAGCUCACUGUGAGCGAGGGCAAAUCUGAGGAAAGUGGCAAGUCGGAGUCCACUGAUUCUGGCAAAGUGACCGAAACCAAAGCCGAUGCAGCCCCAGCCGAGUAGUUGGUGUGGUUGCACGCAGAUCCUCCCCGUGCUGAAUCAGUUCCUCUGCCCUUUAGCCAUGAAAUAUGUUUGCUAAUUUUUUUGGGGCGAGUUGGAGCAGUCUCAUGUGUUUGGGUUUGUUCUUAAAAACUUUGAGUUAAUUGGGGUUGGAACGUUCGGUAUGCAAGUGUAGUAUUUCACUGCGUGGAUCGUUAUGGAUUGCGGUAAAUUCAUAUAAGGUGCAUCUAUU
Molecule: messenger RNA, 1073 nt
Organism: Zea mays
Lineage: Eukaryota; Viridiplantae; Streptophyta; Magnoliopsida; Poales; Poaceae
Product: ran-binding protein 1
Biological process (GO): nucleocytoplasmic transport
Cellular component (GO): cytoplasm; nuclear pore
Molecular function (GO): GTPase activator activity
Source: RefSeq, marked validated